This is a messenger RNA of Trypanosoma brucei brucei TREU927, 405 nucleotides long. RefSeq lists its product as hypothetical. The transcript has a single exon. The record is from RefSeq and is a predicted model, not a curated record. The coding region runs from base 1 to 405 and encodes 134 amino acids. NCBI's taxonomy places the organism in Eukaryota, Euglenozoa, Kinetoplastea, Trypanosomatida, Trypanosomatidae.
AUGUAUAUUUGGUCAUAUUUACAGAGGGGAAAUGAAGAGGGGAAACAAAUAAUACACCUGACAGGAAACCGCAACAUCACUUACUUCGUGUUGGUGAUGACGCCGGCCCACACUCACCCCCUCCCUUCUCCCACAGUCAAAAGGGGCUUAACAAAAAAAAAUCCGCGCAAUAAAACUCCAACGGAGAUUCGAAGAACAGGCGGCAAAGCAAAGGAGAAUAGUUACGCGUAUAUGCGUACUUCAAUGUCGGGUUUAGGAACUUCCCCCUUGGUAGAGAUAACGACACGUAUAGAAAAUAAUGCGCGAUCCUCAUUUCCCCCCCCCCAGUCCCUUAUGUUAAGAGGAGUCCAACACCAUGCGCGUCGAUAUGAACGGUCCGGUUGCGGACUCAUCAAUACUCCAUAG